AUGAGCGAAGCAGCUACGUCCGCGAGCACGCACCGUGGGGCCAUGAGCGGCCACGAGGGCGACUCCAGCGCCAAGGACAAGUCAGGCACGCCCUCGCAGCGCCUCGGCCGCGGCAUGCGCGCCACCAAGGCCCCGCAGACCUUCGACGCCGACGCCAACCCCGCUGCGCGCUCCCGCCAGGGGUAUUACCCCUGCAAGGUUUGCGGCCUCAUUUGCACGUCAGCGCAGCAGCUGGGCGGGCACCAGAACUCGCACCGCUUCGAGCAGGGCCGCGCGGUCCCGACCAAGUCCGGGAAGCCCGCGCACCGCCCCGCGGUGUCGGACCGCAGCACGGGCCCCCGGCGGGCGCACAGCGCGCCGCGCACGCGCCCCGCGAACAACCAGCUGCUCUACCGCGCGCAGAUGCGCUGGGAGCACUACAGCUUCCCGCUCGCGGCGAACGUGCACCUGCCGUCCGCGACGGAGCCGUGCGCGUCGGUCACCUCGGCAUUCCUCCGCGUGCUGUCGCUGCUGACGGCCGCCGAGGCGGGGCGCGCGGCCGGCGAGCGCAACAUCCUCCGGCUGCUCUCGCAGCACGUCCGGCGCACGAAGGUCGUGCUCGUCGGGUCCACGGACAGCGCCGCGGCGCCCGUCGACGCCUCAAAGCACCUCCUCAUGGACCACGACGGCGCCCAGUAUUUCACCACGCUGGACCGCAACCGGUACGGCACGGACGACUGCUACCUCGCGACGGUGAUCCGCGCGUGCCUGGACGUCCUCGGGCUCUGCCCCGCGCUGUGCGAGGUCGACAUUCUGGACGCGAAGCGCAGCCGGGUGCAGCGGCCGGAGGGCGCGGCGGGCCCGUGCACGUGCGCGCCGCGGCCGCUGGCGUGGGGCGCGGGCGUGCGGCCGGUGUCGGCGCCGCAGACGCACGUCACGGCGUCCGGCGGCAGCGGCCUGUUCGACGCGCUCGUGAUGGCGGCGACGGGGAGCGCGGACGAGGGCGGCAUGGACUCGCGCGCCGAGCACGAGGUGACGCAGAAGCCGCACGGGCCGUCGCGGCUCGGGCAGCGCGUGACGCGCGUGUUCAGCGGCGACGACGACGCCCCCGACCGCGCGCGCGCGCAGCGCGCCGCGAGCGAGGGGUGGGGCAACGGCAACACGUCGCCGCACGCGAUCAAGACCGACCCGCACGCGGACGGCGAGGCGGGGACCUCCGAGGGCGUCCCGGUGCAGCAGCGCGUGGGCACGAGCAGCUUCAUCGGCGGCGAGGCGUCCGGCGGGGAGAGCGACGCGCACGGCGACCUGGCGGAGCAGGUGUGGGAGCUCCGGCGGCAGCUGGCGGAGGAGCGCGCGGCGCGCGAGGCCGUGAACGCGGCGCUGAAGCGCACGGAGGAGGAGCUCCGCGAGAGCCGCUCGGCCUACGAGCACGUGCGCAGCCUCAUCGCGCAGGCGUCGAACCUCCAGCUCGCCAUGCAGCAGCGACUCGUGGCGUCCGCGAUGAACCCCGCGGCGCUGCAGGGCGCCAUCCGCAACGUCGUGCAGUCCAUGGUCGGCGGGCAGGGCGCCACGGUGACGCCAGACCUCACGAUGCUGUCGCGUACCAUUGCCAUGGGCAUGUCCCAGGGCGGGCCCUCGGUCGAGGCGGCCGGGCCCGUCGGCGGGCUCGCCGCCGUGGCCGCGGCGGUCGCGAAGACCGCGGGCAAGACGGCUGCUGCCGACGGCGCCGCGAAGGCCGCCGGCACGGAGCCCGCCACCGUGCCCGGCGACGCCGCCAAAGACGGCGGCAGCGGGACGCCUGGCGGCGUGAACGGGAACGUGUCCGACGGAUCGGAGGACUACCAGACGACCGCGCAGGUCGGGAGCAAGCGCUCCCCCGUCACGGACGCCAGCGGCACCGACGCCGGCGCCAAGCGCCGCGCCGGCAGCGGAAACGCCGCCCCGAUCCCGCUGCCCGUGCCGACGACGAUGCCGUCCGCCCUGCCCUGA
Molecule: messenger RNA, 1968 nt
Organism: Pedinophyceae sp. YPF-701
Lineage: Eukaryota; Viridiplantae; Chlorophyta; Pedinophyceae
Source: the annotation of a GenBank genome assembly